Molecule: messenger RNA, 1928 nt
Organism: Neltuma alba
Lineage: Eukaryota; Viridiplantae; Streptophyta; Magnoliopsida; Fabales; Fabaceae
Product: RNA pseudouridine synthase 2, chloroplastic
Exons: 7
Coding region: 365-1687 (440 amino acids)
Biological process (GO): enzyme-directed rRNA pseudouridine synthesis
Molecular function (GO): pseudouridine synthase activity; RNA binding
Source: RefSeq, a predicted model, not a curated record
UUUUAAUUUUUGUGAAUGCCAAGUAUUUAGCAUGGUAGAAAACGGUUCUAAAAAGUUUGUACUUUUAAUGUUGGCUUAAAAAAGUAUGCACUGGUUCAAUAUAGUCGUCCAAUUUAUUCAUAAAAGAAUUUAAUCAUAAGAGGAACAACUUAAACGAAAAUUAGUUGAAAUUUGAGACUUAUCAUAAUUCAUAAAUUGGGUGCCACGUGUCAUCAAUUAUAAACGACCAAUAGUUGAUUUACUCCUCACGAUUCGCGAGUGGGGGAUAUCGGGGAAACACGUCGUCGUUUUACUUGGAGGCGCCAGUCCGCGGUUCUUACGUCCUCGUUUUUAUCCAACGGAGGACGGGGCAGUGAAGGAGAAGAUGCUCUGGCUUCACUCUUGCACAUGUCCCGGUGCUUUCACAGCAAAAUCAUUUCGUGCCUCACCUGCUUUCUUCUCCGCUAGGGGUCGGAAUCAUGAAUUCCCUCUCGGAGUUGCGAGAACAAUUAGAGGCUGUUGUGGUUUCGACGGAGCCUUAGGCUCCGAUGGUGAGCCAGAGCCGGUCUUCGCUAAGAGGACGAAUUACGCCGGCGUGCGGUUGGAGGAGACUGUUGAGGCCGGUUCAGGAAAGCUGAGGCUCGAUUCUUGGAUAUCUUCCCGCAUCAACGGCAUAAGUAGGGCUCGUGUGCAGUCAAGUAUUAGAGCGGGGCUUGUUCAUGUCAACGGCCGUGUUGUUGAUAAGGUUUCUUUCAAUGUCAAGGCCGGGGAUAAGAUCAAUUGCACGAUUUCAGAGUUACAACAGUUGAGAGCUGAGCCAGAACAUAUGGAGUUGGAUAUUGUUUAUGAAGAUGAGCAUGUGCUAGUAAUUAAUAAACCUGCACACAUGGUUGUGCAUCCAGCACCUGGAAAUACAUCUGGCACUCUCGUCAAUGGCAUUCUUCACCAUUGCAGCCUUCCAAAUGUUGAAAUUUCAAACAAGGAAGCUCUUUCAGAGACUGAAGAUUCUGAUGAUGAUUUUGAUAGCUACUCUAUUCGUCCAGGUUCCUGUGAAGGUUUACAAUCACAUUCCAGCAUGUGUGGAGCAUCAGUCCGCCCAGGGAUUGUGCAUAGGCUGGACAAAGGCACUAGUGGACUGCUUGUUGUGGCGAAGGAUGAACAUUCCCAUAUCCAUUUAUCAGAGCAAUUCAAGCUACGUACUAUCAAAAGGGUGUAUGUCAGUCUAACUGUUGGGGUUCCCUCUCCAACUGCUGGACGUGUUGAGGUUCCAGUUGGCCGUGACCCUAAUAACCGGCUUAGAAUGACUGCUGUAGCUGGAUCGGUUAAUUCUAGAAAAGCCCGUUAUGCUGCUAGUAGGUACAAAGUAACUGAGAUACUUGCUAAGGGUGCCUGUGCAUUGCUUGAAUGGAAGUUAGAAACUGGGCGUACUCAUCAGAUACGUGCGCACUCUAAGUAUCUAGGAGUUCCUUUGCUGGGUGAUGAGGUGUACGGAGGGACGAAGAGCAUGGCCUUAUCACUUCUUCAGCCCAGAACACCGACGAGCUUGCGGGGCCAAAUUGUACAGAUGGUAUCUAGGCUAGAUAGGCCUUGCCUUCAUGCUUUGACUCUUGGAUUUCGGCAUCCCCAUACAGGAGAGCAGUUGCAUUUUUCUUGUCAACCCCCUGCAGACUUUGAUGAGAUUUUGAGCCAGCUUCGGACAAUUGGCUGAGAGUCCAUCUUUCUUGCAGCCUUGAAUUUCAUGACAAGCAAUUUCAGUAAUCGAGUUUUGCCGCUUCACUAUUGUCUCCACUUCCUUUAAUCAUUGCCAGACAUGAAGGCUUAGAAGAAACGUUUAUCAUGAAAGGCAUUAGGAAUACACGGAAUAUGGAUUAGCUUAGCCCACCCCGACGCACAACUCAUGACGGCUUUUUUGGGGCCUGCACGUCGAUUUUGGAUGAAACAAUUAAAGA